CAUAAGCAACCAAGCAUACGACGCGUCGACCGCCAGUUGGGUUGAAUAGUCUGUGACUACAGACGUCAGACGUCGAAAAUGUCUAGAAGUGUGUCAAAGCAAUUUCAUUUUGCAAUUUACGAAAUCUAAAGCGGCAGUCCGCUCGCGAAAUUAUUAGGUCGCGUUCGGGUAUUGUGCGUUUAAUAGAAUAAAUAUUUUUUAUAUAAAAAAAAAUAUAUCACAUUCAUCUAUUGACACAGGCUGCAAAGCGGCACAGUAUCUAUGAUGAAGGUCUGGGGAGCGCACGGGGAGUUCUGUGCGAAACAUCAAUGGGAGGUCAUAGUGGCGACCCUCGCCCUCCUCGCCUGUGCUGCGAGUGUCGAGAGACACGGCACAGGCGUCAGAUCUGAACACUGUGCGGGCUGGGCUAGAGCGUGUCCAGGGUUAGAGGCGGAGUAUCAAGCGGCCGACGCUGUUAUCAUGACCUUCGUCCGCUGCGCCGCCUUACUCUACGCCUAUUACCAAGUGUCGAAUCUUCAGAAAAUUGCUUCGAAAUAUCUUCUAAUAAUUGCUGGCGUGUUCUCAACAUUCGCCAGUUUCAUAUUCACGUCGGCAUUGGCUAGUUUGUUUUGGAGCGAGCUGGCGAGUAUUAAGGAUGCGCCGUUUCUGUUCCUAUUGGUUGCUGAUGUGGCUAGAGGGGCCAGGAUGGCUAAGGCUGGAUGGAGCGCAGGAGAGGAUCAGGGGAAGAGGGUCGGCAAAGCGCUUUCAUUGCUGGGACCGACGGCGACUUUAGACACACUUCUAGCAGUUCUUCUAGUCGGUGUCGGUGGACUAUCUGGUGUUCCAAGAUUGGAGCACAUGUGCACGUUUGCUUGUCUGGCUCUGUUAGUCGACUACUCCGUGUUCGUUACUUUUUACCCGGCCUGCUUAUCGCUCGUGUCGGAUUUCGCAUCCGGCAGGAAAGAAAUGAGACCGGAUAGUCCGUUUGCUGAAAGUGAUCUGAAACCUAACCCGGUGGUGCAGAGGGUCAAGAUGAUCAUGGCUGCUGGUUUGUUGUGUGUACAUCUGACGAGCAGGUUGCCGUGGGCGAAGGAGAACGGGAUGAUAGAAGGUUCCUUGUCAAAAGAUUUCAAGUCGACAUCCGAUGAGAAUGUUUUAUUCAAUUCGUACGUCAAAUGGUUCUCAGUGAGCGCCGAUUAUAUCGUCAUCGCCACGUUGUUGUGCGCUCUCAUUAUAAAAUUCAUCUUCUUCGAGGAGCAAAGGAACUGGGUCAUCGAUAUGAAUGAUCUAACGGUGAAGGAAGUCACUAAUAAAUAUGACAAGCCUAAAUUCAUUGUUGGCGAGGAAUUUAAAGCGGAGAUAUGUACUCAAACCGAUGACCUGUUGAAUUGGGAGGAGACCGAAUGGCCAGUGCUCUCCCCGAGCUCAUCAGCCGCUAAACUUAACGCGAAAAAACGCCCAAUGGCCGAAUGUUUGGAAAUAUACCGUUCAGAGGGUGUCUGUACAUCGCUUAGUGACGAUGAAGUCGUAAUGCUUGUGGAACAAUCGCAUAUACCGUUGCAUAGAUUAGAGAAUGUCCUCAACGACCCAUUGCGCGGUGUCAGGCUACGCAGGAGAGUCAUAUCGGCGAGAUUCGAAACGGAAUCUGCCGUGAAGAAGCUGCCUUAUCUCAACUACGACUAUAGCAAAGUACUAAAUGCGUGUUGCGAAAACGUGAUUGGAUAUGUUGGUAUUCCAGUAGGUUAUGCUGGUCCCUUGGUCGUUGAUGGCAAAGCUUAUAUGAUCCCCAUGGCGACCACUGAAGGGGCUUUGGUAGCAUCCACGAAUAGAGGCGCUAAGGCAAUUGGAACCAGAGGAGUUACCAGUGUGGUUGAAGAUGUGGGCAUGACAAGAGCUCCAGCCGUGAAGUUACCUAAUGUAGUGCGAGCUCACGAGUGCCGUCAGUGGCUCGACAAUAAAGAUAAUUACGCUAUUAUCAAAACGGCUUUCGAUUCAACAUCUAGAUUCGCGCGACUCCAGGAAGUGCACGUUGGAGUCGACGGCGCCAUUUUAUAUUUGCGAUUUAGAGCCACCACUGGCGACGCCAUGGGAAUGAACAUGGUGUCUAAGGGUGCCGAAAACGCUCUCAAGCUACUCAAGAACUACUUCCCGGACAUGGAAGUUAUAAGUUUAUCUGGCAAUUACUGUUCUGAUAAAAAAGCGGCUUCAAUCAACUGGGUCAAAGGUAGAGGCAAACGUGUAAUAUGCGAGACGACAAUAUCGGCUACAAAUUUGAAGAAUAUUUUCAAAACUGACGCCAAAACUAUGACAAGGUGCAACAAAAUAAAGAAUUUGUCCGGAUCGGCGUUGGCUGGUUCGAUAGGAGGCAACAACGCUCACGCUGCUAACAUGGUCACCGCUAUCUUCAUAGCGACCGGCCAAGAUCCAGCUCAGAAUGUGACGAGCAGCAACUGCUCCACCAGCAUGGAGGUUUGUGGGGAGAACAACGAGGAUCUGUAUGUGACAUGCACCAUGCCUUCGUUGGAGGUAGGAACUGUUGGCGGCGGCACGGUUCUGACUGGUCAGGGUGCCUGCCUCGAGAUCCUCGGCGUCAAAGGAGCGGCUGAACGACCGGCCGAGAAUUCAGCCAGACUGGCUUCCCUAAUCUGCGCCACCGUCCUGGCCGGCGAGCUCAGCCUUAUGGCCGCUUUAGUCAACUCGGACUUAGUGAAAUCUCACAUGCGGCACAACAGAUCCACUAUCAACGUACAGAACGCGUCCAACGAACUGAAAGUACCCACAUUAUAACGACGGUACUUAGAUAUUAAGGAAGAAAUUCAAGACGCUAUAUAACCAAAUGCUAAAGAAGGGUCGUUGGCUUCUACUUCAGUGUGGAUGGUGUUGUAUGAUAACGAGAUGAAUGUUGACAGACUCCGAGUUUUCAAUCUUCAUGUUCGUGUAAUUGUUAUGGUUCUGGACUCAUGUGACUUUAAAAAUAUUUCACUUUUGUUUCAUAACAAAGUCAAAUCAACUUAAUUUUGUACUAAAACGAUAAAAUGUUAUAUAAUUUAUUUUGCAUAUGUAAAGGCAAUGCUGAUGGUAUAUUUUUUUGAAAUAUACGUAUUUAUUUAUUAUUAUUUUUAUUGUCUUUGUAUGUAAAACAUGUAGUAUUACAUAUUAUGAAUUAAUAUUAUUGAUGUUCUGUUGAUAAAAACAUAUGCAAUUAUAUCUCAGUGUCGCUUGGUGUUGUCAUCGAAUAGAUUGUGUAAUUAUAAUGUGCACGACGCCAUCUUUAAAAAGUAAGAAAUUAGUAGCUAAAAGAAUAACAAUGUUUGAAUUCCUUAGAUUGGCUGGGGUUCGGAAACGAGUAAAUUUAAGUUAUUAAAUAUAGAUAUAAUUAAACA
This is a messenger RNA of Danaus plexippus (monarch butterfly), 3362 nucleotides long. It is a transcript of the gene Hmgcr, whose product is annotated as 3-hydroxy-3-methylglutaryl-coenzyme A reductase. The coding region runs from base 262 to 2766 and encodes 834 amino acids. Gene Ontology annotation, biological process: coenzyme A metabolic process; sterol biosynthetic process; isoprenoid biosynthetic process. The transcript has 2 exons. NCBI's taxonomy places the organism in Eukaryota, Metazoa, Arthropoda, Insecta, Lepidoptera, Nymphalidae. Gene Ontology annotation, cellular component: endoplasmic reticulum membrane; peroxisomal membrane. Gene Ontology annotation, molecular function: hydroxymethylglutaryl-CoA reductase (NADPH) activity; protein binding. The record is from RefSeq and is a predicted model, not a curated record.